This is a messenger RNA of Eufriesea mexicana, 4803 nucleotides long. Its product is annotated as dendritic arbor reduction protein 1. Gene Ontology annotation, molecular function: RNA polymerase II cis-regulatory region sequence-specific DNA binding; DNA-binding transcription factor activity, RNA polymerase II-specific. The coding region runs from base 115 to 2568 and encodes 817 amino acids. The record is from RefSeq and is a predicted model, not a curated record. Lineage: Eukaryota; Metazoa; Arthropoda; Insecta; Hymenoptera; Apidae. The transcript is spliced from 3 exons. Gene Ontology annotation, biological process: regulation of transcription by RNA polymerase II.
AGGAGUAUCGUGUGCCGUCGGUGGUUGGCGAGCGUUGGAAAGAAGGCAAGAGGAGCAAGAGCACGUGGACGACUGGCACCGCGACGAGGGCCGGCGGCGCGACAGGUUGAAAAGAUGCUGGCACUGGCGAUGCGCCGCGAACACACGACCGGGCGCAGCAAUUACGAGCCCGCGAAUCCGCUCGCGGGUUUCGACCACUUGCAGCACAACAGCGGCAACCCGUUCGCGGUGGUGCCCUCGUCGUCGGAGGGCCGGCUCCGCGAAACCGGCCCGGAGCCCGACGGCGAGUUACAGGAAUUCGUAGACAUCGCUCAGGUACAACAGCUCCUGCAGCAGCAGCAGCAGCAGCAGCAACAACAGCAGCAGCAGCAACAGCAACAGCACCAGCAACAACAGCAGCAGCAGCAACAACAACAGCAGCAGCAACAUCACCACCACCAUCAUCAGCAACAGGUGGCGGCCGCUGCGGCUGCGCCCUGCAUCUGGGGAACGGUUUAUCCACCGCCAUCGCAUACGCUCGGAUACCAUCAUCACCACCAUCACCAUCACCAUCAUCCACCGCCACCACCGUCAGGCGAGGACACGCAGUGCGGUACCGAGGAGGUUGCCACCGCCAGCAGCCAAGCAGGCGACCAACUCCAGAGGAUGACGAUGGACGGCAUGGAAGUGGUGGGCUCGCAACCACACGCGGCCACCAGUCCGUUUUUGCUCUCACCGCCACCCCUCGGGCAUCACCACCAUCAUCAUCAUCAUCAUCCUCAUGCCACCUUCAAUCUACAGGCGGUGCAGCUAAGUUUCGACGCGUGUCUACCGUACAACGCGGCGACAUCCUCCAAUUCGAUCGUCUGCGGCGUUGGCGGCACGUCAACGCCGGCCGCUACCACUUGCACCUCGUCCACGAGCUGCAACAAAACGAUACCGACCCUGUCGCUGGCCACUUGCGCGCCCCUGCAAGCCCAGCAUCAAAACACUACCGAUACCUCGGACCAUCAUGGUCGACCGCAUCAUCACCAUCACCAUCAACGACUGGACGACCAUCAACAUCAUCGGCACGUCGAUGCCUCCUCGCCGUCCAGCGACUCCACCGAUGGCAAGAGGCGUUUGCAGUCCGUCAACGAGGACAAGGACUGCUCCAGAGACGAUCUCCAGGAGCCUAACGAGAAGGAUAAACCAGGUGACCUAAACACGCCGGUUACCACGAGCAGCGAUUUACCGUCCUUCUUCGGCCCCUCCGCGCUCGUCGAGCCACCUCCUAUUUCAGGCAGCCUGGCGGGCGAAGACCUGUCCCUGGAAGAGGCGACACCGGAGGACGAUGAAACGGCUACCUCGACCGGCAGGGAUCAUCGACACCAUCAUCACCAAGAGUCUCAGGACCAAGGCACGCCUGGCGCUCCUCCAUCCGCUAGUCCACCGCGUCAUCAUCAGACCCAAGAGGACGCGGAUCGUUGCAACGUGCUGCAAGGCGGAGUAAUCCUCUACUCUUCCCCUCAUUCCACGUCCUCGGUGUCUUCGGCGCCCGCGUCCAGCGUGAACAUCUGCAACGUGCCUACCGCCGUUGAUCUACCACGGUUGACCUACCGCGGCGUCUUCACCACCACAUGUACGCAAUCCUCGCCGCUCAACGCUCUGCAGAAUCAACAGCAACCGCCCCAGCAGCAGCAGCAGCAGCAGCAACAACAACCGGCCAGUCAGGAGAUCUGGGGUCCGUUAGCCUCCCCGACAUUGACCUUGACGGGUCAGCCGUUCCUCCACCCCAACCUUCACUCGGCCCCGUACGGCGGCGAGACCGUCGAACUUCUGCCGGUCGAAUCCAAGCCACCCCCGCCACCAGGUUACCAUGACACGCCGACCACCACCCCGACGGCGUGGCUGACGACGCACGAGGACGCCUACGAUCCGAAUCUCCUGUCCCACCAUCAUUCCCAUCAUCAUCAUCAAGAGACGACGUUGAAGCAGGAACCGACCGGAUCCGCCGGCUACGGGCCAAACGUGCAACAGCAGCAGCAGCAGCAGCCGCCGCAGCAGCAACCUCAACCGAGUCAACAGCAACAGCAACAACCGCCACCGUCGGCUGGUACAACGGGCGUGCAGCUGGCGGAAUACAACCCCAGCACGUCCAAGGGACACGAGAUUCUCUCGCAGGUUUACCAGCAGAGCGCUCUGCCGCUCAGGCUGGUCCCGGUGAAGCCGCGCAAGUAUCCGAAUCGACCGAGCAAAACGCCGGUGCACGAACGGCCGUACGCUUGCCCCGUGGACGGCUGCGACCGCAGGUUCUCCCGCAGCGACGAGCUCACCCGGCACAUUCGCAUCCACACCGGCCAGAAACCGUUCCAGUGUCGUAUCUGCAUGCGCUCCUUCUCCAGGAGCGAUCAUCUCACCACUCACGUGAGGACGCACACCGGCGAGAAGCCGUUCUGCUGUGAUCAAUGCGGCCGAAAGUUCGCGAGGAGCGACGAGAAGAAACGGCACGCGAAGGUUCACCUGAAACAGAGGCUGAAGCGAGAAGCGACCCACGCCUCGGCCAGAAAUCACCCUCAGAGCCACGCUUCGCCGCCGUGCAACCAGUAGAAACGCCGUUCGCCGAUUUCCAUCGCGAUCGACCUCGAUCCUUCCCUCGAUCCAAGCCGAUCGCGAUGACAGUCGCGCGCGACGCAGCUUUCUCGCCAUGCCGGGCGACGAGGAAACGACGGAGACCUUUAGGCGGAACACGUUCACGGACUGCCGUCACCGACUGAUCCGUCAUCGAUCGUCGUCGGCACGCCAGCGAUCCACGAAUGGGGUUCGACGAGGAUCAUAGGCCUCUCACCACCCAAUCCACGGCAUUUUCGACGGCAUGUAACGACGCGUGAUACCGAGCUUCUCGGACAGUAGUACGUAAGAAUUACUAAUCGCGGAGGAUUUUCCGUGCAAUCCUUGUAAAUAGAAUUUUUAAUCGGGACAAUUUCAACGGUACGUAAAAUACCAUGUCCGUGUCAGGUGUCGUCGGUCCGACGACGACCACGAGCUCUCGCCGCGUGUAGAAUACCGAUCGAUCCUUUCUCCCCGAUCUCUCUAGGUGUGUAAGUACACUGGAUCGCCAAAAGGGACGAUCGACGAGGGAACACGGAAAUCGCCGUUGUACCGUACCGAUUUCUUCGCGUGUAUACGCGAAUAUCCACGGUGCUCCCGCGUUUUUCCUUCCUUCUCUCGUUUCGGUUCGUUUCUCCUUCUCCCGCGUCCCUUUGGCCUACGGCGAAACGUUGCGCGAGCAAGAGAGAUAGACGGAGAGAGUGCGAGAGAGAAAGAGAGUGAGAGAGAGAGAGAGAGAGAGAUUGAGACAGAGAGAGUGACCACAGUUGCAUUUAACUCGCGUAGGAAUGAGUACGAGGGAAAAUUCUAGCUUCGCCGAGGUACUACUCUGUUAGCUUGUUUCCUCGGCGACGAGUCCGGUCUCGGUCCUCGAAGAAGGCGCGCGUGCGGUGUUUUUAGCGGUAAACGGGGAGAACGGGAGAGAAAGAGGAAGAAAGUCAGGGAGGAUAUUCGAAGCGAGAGACGCGUUGGAGAUCGUUAUUUACGGCGGUCGCGUUUUAUGCCCUUGUUUGCGAUCGGGAACGGGAUGCAGAUGCGAAAAUCGGCGUUAACCGCGAGUAGAUACGCACGCGAAAUAUUCCCAUGUCGCGAAAUAUACUGCGACCAGCUUCUCGAACGAAUCGCGUAGAAUCGAUACCGCCCGCAGCUUCCGGGAAUCAGGGAGGAAUUCGCCGAAGAAGAAGAAGGAGGGAGAGAAAGAAACUGCGCACUCUCGAUCGCAUGCAAACGAGCGCGUGAAAAAGGUGCCAUACGCGAGCACGCUUCUCGAAACGGUCGAGGGAUCUCGUAUCAGCUUUUCCAGCUCUCUCAUGAUCGAAACCGGUCGAUGUUCCCCGAUCGUUUUAUCCCGAGCGUUCGUUCGCAUCGACGAAAAUCGCGCGCGAUUCCGAUCCCACGUCCUAUUCCAGAAACGUCGAGACACGUCGACGAGUAUUUUCUAAGUAUUUUUAUAAAUCACACCGCUCGACGAAGCGCAGAAAGAUAGUUCGAUAUCCCGCGCGAUCGGUGCCCCGAUCCCAUGAGAGAGCACCAUACGAGGAUCCAUCCGAUCGACACCGACGGACGAUCGGUAUACGUACACGCGCCAUUUUGCGUCCUCGAACCUCGUGUCUUUCAAUCGUACGAUCGUAUAAUAAUCGCUUCUUACUCGUUAUCGUCCUCUACCUCUGAGACUCGUUCACACUCGUUCCUACGACACCUUUCGUGCUCCGGACACGCUAAAUCUCGGACCCUUGCCGCGUGUCCUAUCGAACCUCUUGCCACGUCUUCUUCUUCUUCUUCUUCUUCGCCACCCUCUCCUAAGAAAACCCUCUCCACCUCUUCUUUCUCUCCUUAUCUUCCUUUUUCUUCUUCUUAUUUCUUCGUCUUCUUCUUCUCGUCGCCCCGUAGAGUGCCCCCGGCUUCUCGAAAGUCUCGCGACCUUAUCGCGUCCCCGUCGUGUUAACCCUCCUCCACCGCCAGCAAACCCCACGAGUAAACUGUAAUUAGUCGCGAUCAUCGUUGUUAAACGGGAGUUUUCCUCUGUAAAUAUGUAUAUAACGUGUUAUACAUAUGUACACAUAGGUUACGUCUAAUCGAAUCGUGUCGAGACAGACGGAGAGUGAGAAAGAGAGAAAGAGAACCCGUAAAAUCUUUCACUUUCCUCCUUUUAAUCUUGCCGCCCUACUUUCCCUCCUUUCCUCUCGACCUCCCCCUCUCCAUCGCGAUCGUUUACGUGUAUAAAAUAUGAGUUUA